AUGAUUUACGAGGUGAAUUCACCGCUUCUCCAAUCGUUACUGAGCCAGAAGGGAGGUGCAUCUGAGAAGAGAACAGAAGAGCAGAAGCCCAAUGAACACAGGCCAAAAGCAAGUGAAAACAAGUCUCUCAUAAGAGGUGACAGAUUUGACAAUAUCUAG
Molecule: messenger RNA, 159 nt
Organism: Solanum lycopersicum (tomato)
Lineage: Eukaryota; Viridiplantae; Streptophyta; Magnoliopsida; Solanales; Solanaceae
Product: wound-induced basic protein-like
Source: RefSeq, a predicted model, not a curated record